AUGAAUAUUCAUACCUCUCAUGAAUAUUCACGAGGGCCGCGCUCCCGCACGGCGCACGUCACGCCGGGGAGGCCUCCUGGGCCGGAAGCGGUCUCAGCGCCGGGCUGGGGAGCGCCGCGCGCCGCCCGCGCAGUCACAGCUACUUCCGCCCUCCCCGCAACCCGGGCUCUCCGCUCGCCGGCGCCCGCGCUUCCGGUAGGCGCGCGCCCACCUCUGCCCCCGCUUCCGGCUCAGCCGCCCGCCCACAGCGUUCCCGCCGCCGGGAAGCCGGCCCGGGCCGGCGGCCGCUACCGCUCCGCCUCUUUUUCAAGAGAAGCCGUCGAUGACGCCGUUCCGCUCCGCUCGGCGCCCCGGAAGAGCUGAGUCGCGCUCCGCCUCUUGAUCCGGAAGCGCCUCGCCGCUCCUCUUUCCGAGACGGCCCUGGAAGGAGGAGCAAUGCAAGAGGAAGGAGAGUGAGAGGGAAACGCAGCCUCUACUUCACCGUUUACUUGCACGUGCUUUUUAUCUGUGUGUUUAUGGUUAAAGUGAUGACCUGCAAAGAAGUAUAAGCCCAGCCCAUUAAGUAUGUGAUUCUGUGAAGUUCUCUGAGAUCUAAACUUCAGAUUCCUUGUCCCUUGAGGGUACACUGACAUCUAUCUGAUACUAGACUGGUGAAUAGGAAGAAGGUCCCAUCUCUGGCCCGUUUGUGGAAGCUGGGAUGAUGAAGGCACUGCAGUGGGAACGUGCUGUGGUACAGGGUUGAAGCUCCAGCCCAUGUGGGAUAGUUAUAGAGCAAUUGGAAGGGUUGCGUGCAGAGUUCUGGUAAACUAGGAUGGAAGAAUCUCAUUUCAACUCCUCCCCGUACUUCUGGCCAGCAGUGCCCACUGUCUCGGGACAGAUUGACAACACCAUGUUUAUUAACAAGAUGAAGGAGCAGCUAUUGCCCACAGAGAAGGGCUGCAGCCUUGCUCCCCCCCACUACCCUGCCUUGCUGACAGUGCCCACCUCAGUGGCCCUACCCACUGGCAUUGCCAUGGACUCUGACACCAAGCCGGAGCAGCUGACACCACACAGCCAAGCCCCUGUGACUCAGAACAUCACCGUGGUGCCAGUGCAGUCUGCUGGGCUCAUGACAGCAGGUCCUGGUCUCGUGAUAACUUCUCCAUCAGGCUCCCUGGUGACCACAGCCUCCUCUGCACAAACCUUUCCCAUCUCAGCUCCCAUGAUUGUCUCCGCACUACCCCCUGGCUCCCAGGCAGCCCUCCAGGUGGUGCCUGAUCUGACCAAGAAGGGGACAACCACCCUCUCCGAAGGUGGGGGGGGAGGCGGGGGUGGGGGAGUUGCCCCCAAGCCGCCCCGGGGCCGGAAGAAGAAACGAUUGCAGGAGUCGGGGCUGCCAGAGAUGAGUGACCCCUUUGUGCUAUCGAACGAGGAUGAUGAGGACCAGCACAAGGAUGGCAAGACAUACAGGUGCCGGAUGUGUUCGCUGACCUUCUACUCCAAGUCGGAGAUGCAGAUCCACUCCAAGUCCCAUACGGAGACAAAGCCACACAAGUGUCCUCACUGCUCCAAGAGCUUCGCCAACAGCUCCUACCUGGCCCAGCACAUUCGCAUCCACUCAGGGGCCAAGCCCUACACGUGCAGCUACUGCCAGAAGGCCUUCCGCCAGCUCUCCCACCUGCAGCAGCACACACGGAUCCACUCCAAGCUCCACACGGCGAUUGUCAAGCCGCACAAGUGUCCUCACUGCUCCAAGAGCUUCGCCAACACAUCCUACCUGGCCCAGCACCUCCGCAUCCACUCGGGGGCCAAGCCCUACACCUGCCGCUACUGCCAGAAGGCCUUCCGCCAGCUCUCCCACCUGCAGCAGCACACACGUAUCCACACCGGGGACCGACCCUACAAAUGCGCUCACCCUGGUUGUGAAAAGGCUUUCACGCAGCUUUCCAACCUGCAGUCCCACAGACGGCAGCACAACAAAGACAAACCUUUCAAGUGCCACAACUGCCACCGUGCAUACACAGAUGCUGCCUCGCUGGAGGUACACCUGGCUACGCACACGGUGAAACAUGCCAAGGUCUAUACCUGCUCCAUCUGCAGCCGGGCCUACACCUCGGAGACGUACCUGAUGAAGCACAUGCGGAAACACAACAUCCCUGAUCCACAGCAGCAGGUGGUUCAGGCCCAAGCCCAGGCCUCUCAGCAGCAGCAGCACUUCCAGCCGCAGGGAGGUGGGGCAGCAGGGGGCCCUUCUGGAGACACUAACCAACCCAACCCUCCCCCCCAGUGCUCCUUUGACCUGACUCCUUACAAGACUUCAGAGCAUCACAAGGACAUCUGCCUCACUGUCAGCACCAGCGCCAUCCAAGUGGAGCACCUCUCCAGCUCCUAGAGAGACCUCAAGCCAGGGAGCAGAAAGCCUCUUGUGCAUAGCCUGCGCCCAGGGGCACCGCUUGUGCAGUGGCCCUCCUCGUGCAACAGUCUCUGGCCUCUCCUCCUGCAACAGCCUCUUCUGGCCGUGUAACCCUGUUCAUGGCAGCCCCUUGAAUAACAGCCUUUAUCAAGGGGGUGCUCCUUCUGUGCAACAGCCUGCCUGGUAGGAGGAUGCUUCCUUGUGCAAGAGCCCCCUUCCUGUGCUGGGAUCACUUCCUCAUGCAAGAGCCCCUCCUUUUAAACCCAAAGAAAGGCCUCCGUUUUGCCUUCUCUCACUGUAGGAUGCAUAUGAAGGGGGUGGGGAGGUGUUGAGACAUGCGUGGUGGAUGGAAUGGAGUCCUAGUACAUACAGGGGCUUGGACAUGCUUUCAGUGAGCCACGGAAGAAUGUGGCAGGGUUCACAGCUGGAAGGUUUUUUUUGAGGAUUUCCUUGAGUGUCUAAGAGGGAAAUAUCCAUUCCUGUCCCUCCUGCUUGUGAAAGGGAGGAGGGGUCGAUCGUCCUGCCCCCGGGACUGGAUGGGAGAAACCUUCUCCCCAGUGGAAAGUGAGACCAGUGUGGGGGAGAGGUGAGGCAUGUUCUCUGGGCUGGACAGGUGCCUGCACUGCCUGGGGGCUAUGGAGUAUUGCACUCUUUCUUCUCCCCUAGUGGAGAGCAAUAGAGAGGAGUCUGUCGGAACUGGCUGCUGCCUCUCCCAGCUGUCUGAGCAGCGUGAUGGCCAAGGCCCCAUAGGAAUGUGGGUUCCUGCUCGUUGCUCUUCCUGCCCAUUGUGGAUGAUGUCCUAGCAGCUUGUACUUCUCCUCUUCUCCCUCCUGCUUCCCCCACCUCCUCAGAAAAGCCUGCAGGCAUCAACAACAAACCAAAAAGCAAUGGAGGGGAGGGUGAGAGACUGCCAAAAUAAUCAUCGCCCUUCUCUCUACUCCCUUUCCCGAAAGGUGGAACAACAGCAGUUCUGACUCGCGCCCCUGUCCUGCCCCGUUUCCUAAAGGGAAGGAGGAGGAGGAAUAGACCAGUCUUUUCAAGGAGCCGGCGGGUGGUAGGGAAAGGCUAGCUUCUCUGCUCAGCACCCACCAGAGUGCUCUCUCAGGCUCCUCUUGCCAAGACGGGCUGGACUCACAUGGCAGUGGUGGCCUCUUCUGGACCCUGAUCAUGGGAGAGAAUCCCCAAAAGGUGGACAGUGGAGAGAAAGGGAUGAAGAUCCCCGCAGAGAGACCAAUCUAAAGAGAACGGGGAGCCAACAAGAAUAAACUGAAGGCCCCGUGAAUUUAUAUAUAUAUACAUAUAUAUAUAUAUAAAUAUCUAUUCCCCACCCCUGGCCCGCUCUGUCCUUGCUGUAACUGUUUCUAUCUCUGUGUUUAUAAAACGCAUUAUCCUGGCGAAUUUUUAUUUUCAAUCUUCGUUUGUUUUUCCCUCUCUCUUCGUCUUCGCUUCUCCUUCCCUUUUGGUUUGUUUUUUUUUUUAAUUUUUAUUUUUAAUUUUUGGUCCACAUGACUACUGGUCUUGUGUAUCACUUCUUAGUUUCUUUGGAUCAUGGAGGCUGACUCGGAAGAGAAUGAGAAGGCAAGGGAAAAAAAGCAUGCGUUAUUGGGAUUUAAAAUACCCACUCAGAGCCUAUAGUUGCAGAUUUCUGUAUGAACAACCAGAAGGAGCUUUUUUUUUUUUUAAUCACCUUGUGUAGAAAUAAACUGUGUAAAAGGCUCCUCAGAGGUGCUGCUGCAAGCAGCCUGCCCCUGUGCCGUGUGUUCCUUCCCCACGCACCAGAUGCAGCACGAGCAUCUUGCUGCUGCAAGCACUGAGCACCGUGAGUAAUGCAUCCCUGUCUUCAGGCAGCCUUGUGGUUUGCGCAGUGAAAGUUGGAGCUCUGCACCUGUGCUUAGUCAGCAGGCUUGGCUGCAAGUGGCUGAAGUUCUUUGUAGGUUCACAGAUCAGGCUAGAAGAAGCUGACUGACUCCUACGUUUUACAGGUGACGUUUCAACCUAUUUAUCCUGUACUGAGCCUUGGUAACUAAAGUGUAUUUCAAGUGCACGUUCACAAAAUGUAUUGGCUUGAUUUUGAGGCACAGGGACACAGCAAAUCCCUUCCAGUGGUAACCUGGUGCAAGGGCUUUGUGUUCUUGCUCUUUAAAUAUCUACAUCUGGUUUCUCUUUUGGAUUUGGUUGGCUUUGGCUUCCAGUUCAGAUCCAUCCCGCUGAUUUAGAGAACCUUAGAGCACUGUGGAGCUUUCUCCUCUGACCUGGUAUUUAAACACUAACAUCUCUCAAUCUACUUUUUAAUGAGCUAAAUAGAGGGAACUCCUUCAGUCUUCCACUAUAAGGGAUUUCCUCCUGCCUGUGAAUUAUUCUUAUCUUUUAUUUCCACAUCUUGUCAAAUUUUUCUGUAUCUUGUGAAAGCAUUCAUUUCAAAAUUAAGUGUUCAAGCUCUGGUGCCAUGGACAAGGUUGCCCUUCCCUUUGCCUUAAGCCUGCAGAGGAUUGCAUUUUCUCUUUUCUCCAACAUUAUACAGGAGUUCACAUUAGCUGCUUAUCUGGUGCAACUCCUACAUCAUCAGAAAUCUCAGCUUCCCAUGGUAGUCUUUCCCCCUUUCUAUAGAGAUGCUCCCAAGUUCUUAUUUCCUGGUUGUUUAAUGUGAGAAUGUCUCAAAGUCCACUUUGUUUGACCUGGCUUAUAGUGGUCCAGGUCACAAGCCACUUUGCCAGUUUUGACACCCACAAACUGUAUCAGUUGUUGCUUUUUACUUUCAGAUCCAUCUGACCUACACUAACUUGAAAAGCAUCAUUCAGUGCAACUUUUUAUUAGCUUCUUUUUGAGACUUGCAGGCUAGAAGGCAUUUCUUAAUCCUCUUAGUAUGUGAUUAUGUACAGUCAAUCUUUUUGACUUCUGGUGCUAGGUCAAUGCCUUACGAAAAUUUAAGUAUGUUGCACCUAUGCAGUCCCCUUUGUUGAACCAAAUGUAUAGUGAUGUCAUCUAAGAAUGAAACCAGGGUUUCAUUUUUUUUUUCCUCUACAAAAUCUGUAUUUCAUAAACCUUUGGAUUGUAGGUUUUAUUCUUCACUCGUUCAUUCAUUCUUCAUCUCAACAACUUUUCCAUUAUUUUGCCUGAGACUAAUUUUGACACGGAGCCCUUUCAUUUGCCUUUUGGGAAUACUGUCACGAAUGUCUUACGGUAUUUCCCUAAUAUCCCACGUUUAAUUACAAUUGGAAUUGUCGGGCUAGAGAGCUUGUUAGUCAAUUCUUCUAGGACUGUUUCUUUACCGACUUAAAAAUAUAUGUCCCCAGUAGAUGUUGUCUGAUUUCCUGCUUUGAUACUACGGUACUGAAGAGAAGUUGCUAUUUUCAUACUACUGCCACGUUCUGUUUCUUUCUGACUACGGGAUUAGAAGUAUUUGUUGACUGAUUUUCCUUAUUCUCUGUCACUAGCGGUUUAAUCACUUUUAUUUAGCAUGCAUCAGUACUAUUAGUAAUAUUUCUUUGUUUGCUUUUUAUUUAAAAACAAAAAACAAAACCAACAAAAACACAACAAAAACAAAUGAAAGAUCCAAAAUCCCUUUCCUAUUAUCAGUAGUUUUGCUUUCCACAAAUCCUUCCUUACUAGUUUUUUUUUCUAUUUAAUAAUAUCUAUUUUAUCUCAUUUGUUGUCUGGCCUUCCCCUUUUCCAUGUGUUGUAUUUUGGCCUUUUAUCUUUUUUUUCCCUUGUUUAAAUUGUUUUUUCUUGCUCUCAGACUUUCUCAUUGAACCCAGAACAAGCUUUUACCCAGAGCUUUGUGGAACUGGGACGUUUUUGGCCAUAUAAUAGUUUUUUAUUAAAGAAUAGUUUUCAUUCACAUUUUCCUGCCUUACCUUUUUUUCUUACAGACAACUCAGUUCACAAUUUUGCUCACCUUGGAAAUUUGCUUUGUGAAGCACAGACUCUGCAUAGGUUUCUUAGCUGCUUGUAGCUGUCCUCCACAUGCCCAUAUUCAAUAUGAACAGGAGAAAAUUGCCAGUUUGCACUCACAUUAUCGUGUCUUGUAUGCAUCAUGUUGAAGUCUGAAAAAAUCGACUUGUUUUGGGUGCAGUGUCUAGUAUUAUGGAAAUUAAUUUUGAAAAUGGGAAGGAUAUUUUGCUGACUGCUUGAAUUCCUUGGGGAAUCUCUUGCAAGUUAAAAUUUCUUGCAGUGUUGUCAGGUUUUUUGUUGUUGUUUUUGUUUGUUUUGCGUUAAAGGUGCUUGAGAUCACCUUCCCUUGCUUGAUGCAUUGUUUACUUAUGUCUUCUAUCCUUCCUCUUCUUGGAAUCUAUUACCAAGCACGGGGAUGUCUGUGUAUUUAAGGCUGUACAAUUUUUUUUGUUACCAGUUAUUUCAAAGGUACUGCUUGUGUUUGUGCAGUUUGCUGCUGUUUCUGUAACUUUUACUAUGACACAGGAAGAAACUGGCUUUUAUUAAGGAGCUUUCCUAUCGAGUUUCAGAAGUGCCACUUUAUUCCAGGACGUUUUUUCCCCAAUCAGUUGAAUUUCUUAUUUCUGUUUACCCAGAUUCCUGUUGCUGGUGUAGAAAUAAUGGAAAAUACUUUACUUGCAUUGUCACCUAGUUGAGUUUUUAUCAGGUCUUCCUCUUUGAAUUUCUGAGGCUGUUCAACACAUUCAGAGUGCAGCAGGGUAGUUUAAAAAGUAUAGCUGGUACAUGCAGGAUGCAAAACAUAACAUCCAUACCCAGCUACCCUCUACGGAGAGGAAGCUUCCAGUUUCAGAGUGCAGCUUUUUUAGCUUUGAAUUCUCAAGCUGACAACAGUUUGAUUAUUUAACUUCCACUUGUAGGAAUGGGAUAUUCUCUGACGAGAUCUUGUGGUCCUUCCUCUUCAGCUUCCUGAAAUCUUUAAAUUUGUAUUUUCUUCAUGAUGCCGAUCCAUUUGUUCCUGUAUGUCUGUACCCAAGAGGACUUAAUAUUGAUUCUGGAGUUCUGUGUUAGUUUGCAUCUUGAGUCUUUGCUGGAAUGUGGCAGCACUCCUUGUCCUUUACUGAAUCAGUUGUCACUUCUUAGCUGGAUUUUGCAAAUUCUCGUUGCUUUAAAAGGAAACAUCAUGUAGGCUGGAAAUCAUUUAGAAAAGUCACCCACAACAUGGUAAUGGAAUCUCAGCCAUGACUAAUGAUAGUAUUGCUGGGCUAUAAUUCAGAUAAAUCUUCAAGAAAAAUUUAAGACUUGCACAAUUUAAAGCCCUAUGGUUGAUCAACCAUGUCCCUUAUUUUGCUGGUUCUCACUGCCAUUGAAAUUGCCGUUCUGUUUUACUUGUUUUUUUCUUCUCAUAGGGUCUUAUUAUGCCUUUGUUCAGUACAUUAUAGUCUUCUGCUAUCAAAAAUCUUUUCCUUUCCAAUGAGUUACAGACCAUGAUCAAGCUGCUGUAUUCAUCUUUCUAAAUAGCUAAAUUAAAUUGAGCUGGUUUAGGUGUCUCCCGGUAAGGCUUGGCUCCGUCACGUAGCACUUACCUAUUGCCUUUCUUUUCCUUUACAAAAGGACCAGGCUGUGUGGUACUUAGAUGCAAGUCUUGCUACAUUAUUCCUGGACGGUUGUCUUGCAGUACCAAACUUACAUUGCCAUAAAAGGAUAUGUCAUUCUUUUAAUGAGAUCUUUUUCAUUCAAUUAAAUCAAAUACCAUUAUGUUUCUUAUGUCUUACCUGAGUGUAACCCAAAUAGAUUACACUCUAAUGUUGCCAAAUCGGCAUUAGGUCAACUGGCUUCUAAGCAACCUGGAUGAUCCCUCUUAUUUUUCAAAUACUUUUAAAAUGAAAGUAUUUACUGGUCUUCUGGAAUACACUCAAACUCCAAAGUUGUUCUGAAAGGAAAGCCCAUUGUUUCCAUUUGCUUGCCAGAUAAUUCUUUCAAAAUUCUUGAUUGUGAGUUUCUAGCUAUGCAACUUCUAGGAUGUUUUAUGGGUAGAACUAAACAUCUUCAUAAAUACCAUUGGCAAUAGGUAAUAAUUCAUUACUUCAUAGAUUUGUCUACAUCAUCCAAUUUUCUUCAUAAUAUAGAAUAUAAUUAGGAGAUUCUGCCUGUCUUCUAUAUUUUUAUCAAUUAUUUUAUCAUCUUUAUAUCAACAAAAGGAUAUAUAUCUUGUCUAGGAUUUUGCAGGUAAUGUACCCGAAAGCUGCCCAAGUUUACUAGUGCAGUUCUGAACAUAGAAUGAAAUUUUUUUGUACAUUUCGUUAACUAUAUGAUAGGUACCUGUUCAAUCGUCAUUCCAGGUACAACAGAUUAAAUUUGUGUGCAUGGUUUCUUGUUUCUGUGUAGUAGAACACCAAAGUACUCGAGAGAUGUAGUGACUUGGUCCAACAAACAUUUCGAUUUCAUGUAGUGUCUAUGUAAUGAAUGAAAAAAAAAAAAAAACUGCAAGAAAUCAUGACACCAAAGAACUAGAGUCUAUGCCUAGUUUUGCUGCUCAAUUAGGAUAUGUUUUUGGACUGUGGACACAGCUAUAGUUUGGGGCGUUUGGCAUCCUCUUUCAUGUGCAAAGCUGAUUUACCACGUGUGGGGAAAGCGGUCCGGAUCAACUGAUGUUUGUGAGAAUGAAGCGUGGGUAUAUCUAGUUUUUCCUGCAGAGGAAAUGCAGAGCAGGGACCUCCAAGAAGAGUUGAACGUGUACCUUUUCAGCAAACAGGGAACUAAGCGAGAGGCUUUGAAACUGUAGGCUACCUGCUGGGUAUGCAUAACGAUCACUCUCAAGUACUGACCUUCACCUUGUGGUCCCUGGACAACAUUUAAGAGGUCUGUAAGGUAACUGAAAAACUGGAGGCUUACAUUUUAUGCAGGUGUUUACAUUUCCAAGGGAAAAUAUGCAGGCAUCUGUAGAUCAAUAAAGGCUGAGAACCACUAGU
Molecule: messenger RNA, 9252 nt
Organism: Numida meleagris (helmeted guineafowl)
Lineage: Eukaryota; Metazoa; Chordata; Aves; Galliformes; Numididae
Gene: ZNF384
Product: zinc finger protein 384
Exons: 12
Coding region: 812-2371 (519 amino acids)
Biological process (GO): regulation of transcription by RNA polymerase II
Cellular component (GO): nucleus
Molecular function (GO): DNA-binding transcription activator activity, RNA polymerase II-specific; RNA polymerase II cis-regulatory region sequence-specific DNA binding
Source: RefSeq, a predicted model, not a curated record